CAUUAAAUUAUUUAGCAUGAUCAUCAUGGUCACCAUUUUAGCAAACUGUUUUUUUAUGACCAUGAACAACCCGCCGCCGUGGAGCAAAACAGUCGAAUACGUUUUCACUGGUAUUUAUACCUUCGAGGCGUCGAUAAAGGUGUUAUCGCGAGGCUUCUGUGUCGGAAGUUUUACAUUCCUAAGAGACCCAUGGAACUGGCUGGAUUUCAUGGUGAUCAGUAUGGCGUAUCUCACGGAGUUUGUCGACCUUGGCAACGUGUCGGCUCUGAGGACAUUCCGUGUGCUUCGAGCUCUGAAGACCAUCACAGUGAUUCCGGGUUUGAAAACCAUCGUCGGAGCUCUCGUCCAGUCGGUGAAGAAGAUGGGCGACGUGAUGAUUCUGACGGUGUUCGCUCUCGCUGUCUUCGCCCUCAUCGGUCUUCAGCUCUUCAUGGGGAACCUGCGGAACAAGUGCAUACACUGGCCGCUCCCCGGCAACGACACCCUCCUCGACGACUUCAACACCACCCUGGCCUACAACACCACCGUCAAUGACACCAGCACCUUCGAUUUCAAGGCCUACAUUGAAGACCCAGAUAAUCAGUAUUUCUUAGACGGUGCCUUGGACGCCCUCCUCUGUGGUAACAGCUCUGACGCUGGGCGGUGCCCAGAACAUUACGUCUGCAUGAAGGCUGGGAGGAACCCAAACUAUGGCUACACCAGCUACGACUCCUUCGGCUGGGCCUUCCUGGCUCUGUUCAGACUCAUGACCCAGGACUACUGGGAGAACCUCUUCCAGCUGACCCUCAGGGCGGCGGGGAAGACCUACAUGCUCUUUUUCGUGGUGGUCAUCUUUCUGGGCUCCUUCUACCUCAUCAACCUCAUCCUGGCCGUGGUUGCCAUGGCGUACGACGAGCAGAACCAGGCCACCCUGCUUGAGGCCAAAGAGAAGGAGGAGGAGUUCCAGAUGCUUCUAGCACAGCUCCACAACCAAGAGCACGAGAUGCUGGUGAGCAGUCAGAUGACUCUGACUAGCCAGCGGAGUCACAGUCGAGGCACUAACGACACGCGCAGUCUCCAAGACAACGAUGACGUCAUAAAGGACUGCAAUGGGAGAAUAGUUCCACGAUUUGUCAUCAACAGAGUACCUUCAGUAGAGAGAUGCACAGACGAUGAGAAGAGUAGAGAUUCGAAGUCCAUUGAGUCCAAGCACAGCAUGAUGUACCUGGAGGGGCCCGGUAUGAACAAGCGGACAGCCAGCGCAAUGACGGUGCUCACCAACGUCAUGGAAGACCUGGAGGAGGCUCAGAGGCCGUGCCCGCCCGGCUGGUACAAGUUCGCCGACAUCUUUCUGAAGUGGGACUGCUUCCCGCCAUGGGUCGUCUUCAAGAAUUGGGUGAACUUCAUCGUGAUGGACCCCUUCGUGGACCUGGGCAUCACCAUCUGUAUCGUGCUCAACACUCUCUUCAUGGCCAUGGAGCACUACCCCAUGAGCCCCGAGUUUGACCACAUGCUCUCCGUCGGCAACCUGGUGUUCACCGGUAUCUUCACGGCUGAGAUGGUCUUCAAGCUCAUUGCCAUGGACCCCUACUACUACUUCCAGGUGGGCUGGAACGUCUUUGACAGCAUCAUCGUGACCUUCAGCCUCGUGGAGCUGGGUCUGGCCAACGUCCAGGGCCUGUCGGUGCUCCGCUCCUUCCGUUUGAUGCGUGUCUUUAAGCUGGCCAAGUCCUGGCCCACCCUCAACAUGCUCAUCAAGAUCAUCGGCAACUCUGUGGGCGCCCUGGGCAACCUGACCCUGGUCCUGGCCAUCAUCGUCUUCAUCUUCGCCGUGGUGGGCAUGCAGCUGUUCGGCAAGAGCUACAAGGAAUGCGUGUGCAAGAUCGCCCAGGACUGCGAGCUGCCGCGCUGGCACAUGAACGACUUCUUCCACUCCUUCCUCAUCGUGUUCCGCAUCCUGUGCGGGGAGUGGAUCGAGACCAUGUGGGACUGCAUGGAGGUGGCCGGCCAGACCAUGUGUCUCACCGUCUUCAUGAUGGUCAUGGUCAUAGGCAACCUGGUGGUGUUGAAUCUGUUCCUUGCCUUGCUGCUGAGCUCCUUCAGCGGGGACAACCUGUCGGCAGGUGACGACGACGGAGAGAACAACCUCCAGAUCGCCAUCGGCCGCAUCACCCGCGGCGUGGAUUGGCUGAAGGCCUUCCUGGCCGGCCUGGUGAGGCGCUACCUGACGAAGAAGAAGCUGCCCGGGGAGGAGGAGGACGAGGGCGUAGGGGAGGACGGCCUGCCCCUGAAGCACCUGGAAAAGAUGGCGGACGGGAUGCCCGACAGUGACAUACUGAAAGUGCCCAUCGCUAAGGGUGAGUCGGAUAUAGAGGACGAGGAGAGCGACGAGGAGUCCGACGACGACGAGGAGGAUGAUGAUGAUGAUGAUGGGAAGAAGAAAGGGAAGAAGUUGGCAGAUGAUGACUCGUCAGUGUGCAGUACUGUGGACUACAGGCCGCCAGAACCUGAGCCAGAGCCAGAAGAGGAAUCAGAAGCGGAACCGGAAGAACCAGAGGCCUGCUUCACUGAGGACUGUGUGCGUCGCUUCCCAUUUCUGGAUGUGGACAUCACGAAGGGGAAUGGGAAAAAAUGGUGGAACCUCCGCAGGGCCUGUUUCACCGUCGUGGAGCACGACUACUUUGAGACCUUCAUCGUCUUCAUGAUCCUCCUCAGCAGCGGUGCCCUGGCAUUUGAGGACAUUUACCUUGAGCGGCGACGAACGAUCAAAAUCAUUCUGGAGUACGCCGAUAAAGCCUUCACCUACGUCUUCAUCGUGGAGAUGCUGCUGAAGUGGGUGGCGUACGGCUUCAAGACCUACUUCACCAAUGCCUGGUGCUGGCUGGACUUCCUCAUCGUGGAUGUGUCUCUCAUCAGUCUCGGAGCUAACCUCAUGGGCUACGCUGAGCUGGGACCAAUCAAAUCGCUCCGUACACUCAGGGCCCUGAGGCCCCUAAGAGCACUCUCCCGCUUUGAAGGCAUGAGGGUGGUGGUGAACGCGCUAAUGGGCGCCAUCCCGUCCAUCUUCAACGUGCUCCUGGUGUGUCUAAUCUUCUGGCUGAUCUUCAGCAUCAUGGGGGUCAACCUCUUUGCCGGAAAGUUCUACCGCUGCAUAAACACCACCACCGAGGAGCUCUUCCCCAUGGACGUUGUCAACAACAAGAGCGACUGCCUGGCUCUCGCGUACACCAACGAGGCGCGCUGGGUCAACGUCAAGGUCAACUACGACAAUGUGGGCCUCGGGUACCUCUCCUUACUGCAAGUGGCCACCUUCAAGGGCUGGAUGGAAAUUAUGUACGCAGCAGUGGAUUCUCGAGAGGUGGAGGACCAGCCCUCAUACGAGAUCAACAUGUACAUGUAUCUGUACUUCGUCAUCUUCAUCAUCUUCGGCUCCUUCUUCACCCUCAACCUCUUCAUCGGUGUCAUCAUCGACAACUUCAACCAGCAGAAGCAAAAGUUUGGAGGUGACGUCUUCAUGACAGAGGAACAGAAGAAGUACCACGAGGCCAUGAAGAAACUGGGCUCCAAGAAGCCUGUCAAACCCAUCCCUAGACCGUCUAACGAGAUCCAGGGCGUGGUCUAUGACCUCAUCACCAAGCAGUUCUUCGACAUCUUCAUCAUGAUCCUCAUCUGCCUCAACAUGGUGACCAUGAUGGUGGAGACUGACGACCAGAGCCCGGAGAAGGAGGAGGUGCUCUACCAGAUCAACCUGGCCUUCAUCGUGGUCUUCACUGGAGAGACCACGCUCAAGCUGUUCGCCCUCAGACACUACUUCUUCACCAUCGGCUGGAACGUGUUUGACUUCGUCGUCGUCAUUCUCUCAGUCGCUGGCCUCGCGUUGUCGGACAUCAUUGAGAAGUACUUUGUGUCGCCCACCCUGUUCCGUGUCAUCCGAUUGGCCAGAAUCGGGCGAGUGUUACGUCUGAUCAGAGGUGCCAAAGGCAUCAGGACGCUGUUGUUUGCUCUGAUGAUGUCACUUCCUGCGCUCUUCAACAUCGGCUUGCUGCUCUUCCUCAUCAUGUUCAUCUUUUCCAUCUUCGGCAUGUCCAACUUCGCCUACAUUAAGAAGCAGGCCGGCAUCGACGACAUGUUCAGCUUUGAGACGUUCGGCAGCAGCAUCGUCUGCCUCUUCGAGAUCACCACCUCGGCUGGCUGGGACGGUCUCUUGCUCCCGAUCCUGAACAGCGGCCCGCCAGACUGCGACCCGGACGUGGAGAACCCCGGGUCGGACGUGCGGGGCAACUGCGGCAACCCCGGCAUGGGCAUUAUGUUCUUCUGCAGCUACAUCAUCAUGUCCUUCCUGGUGGUGGUCAACAUGUACAUCGCCAUCAUCCUGGAGAACUUCAACACGGCGCAGGAGGAGAGCGGAGACGCGCUCUGUGAGGACGACUUCGAGAUGUUCUACGAGACGUGGGAGAAGUUCGACCCCGAGGCCACGCAGUUCCUGCCUUACGAGCGCCUCUCCGAGUUCUGCCACAUGCUGCUUCCUCCCUUCCGCAUCGCCAAGCCCAACCGGCUGCGCCUCAUCGCCAUGGACCUGCCCAUCUGCACCGGCGACAAGAUCCACUGCCUGGACAUCCUGCUGGCGGUGACCCAGGAGGUGCUGGGCGACACCAUCGAGAUGGCGGCCAUGCGAGAGAGCAUCCAGCUUAAGUUCGUCAUGAACAACCCCACCUCGGCCUCCUUCGAGCCCAUCACCACCACGGUGCGGCGCAAGCAGGAGGAGGAGGCCGUCGUGGUGCUGCAGCGGGCAUACCGGGCGUACCUGUUCCGCCGCGGCGCCCGGCACGCCGCCCACCUGCACCGGCACCGCGGACAGGUGCGGCCCGCCCAGGAUGACAACCAGCCGCCCGAGCUGGAGGGCCUCAUCGCCCGCAAGAUGAACGCCUUUUACGGCAGCAACCCCGAACUGGCCAUGGCCUUGGAGGUGAAAUCCAGACCCCAGCCAGCCAAUGCCGUCGUCGUCGCCGCCGCCGAGCCGGUUCCCCCGACGCUGCAGCAGGCAGAGCUGCAACCCCCCACCUCCGCGCGGCUGCACCCCCAUCCCCAGGUCCACGCCACCUACCCCCGGCCACCUGUGGGCCACCACAUGGUGGUGCCCGUGGAGGUGACCAAUGAGGUGGUUCUGCACUCGGCGCCAGUGGAGGUGACCAGUGAGGUGGUGCUGCGCUCGGCCCGGUCUCCCCUCUCCAGCGAGGAGCUGGCAGCGCUACGGGAGUCGGUGGUAUAACCACUGGUGGGUUGAGGGUAAGGAUUCUGGGAUGGCAACCCUCGUCGUGGAAAUAAGCGAGGGAGUGUUCGCUCUCACAUACACACACACACACACACACACACA
Molecule: messenger RNA, 5353 nt
Organism: Clupea harengus (Atlantic herring)
Lineage: Eukaryota; Metazoa; Chordata; Actinopteri; Clupeiformes; Clupeidae
Gene: scn4aa
Product: sodium channel, voltage-gated, type IV, alpha, a
Biological process (GO): sodium ion transmembrane transport; neuronal action potential; membrane depolarization during action potential
Cellular component (GO): voltage-gated sodium channel complex; plasma membrane
Molecular function (GO): voltage-gated sodium channel activity
Source: RefSeq, a predicted model, not a curated record